Closterium sp. NIES-65 is the source of this 4473-nucleotide messenger RNA. NCBI's taxonomy places the organism in Eukaryota, Viridiplantae, Streptophyta, Zygnematophyceae, Desmidiales, Closteriaceae. The record is from the annotation of a GenBank genome assembly.
AUGCCUUCCAGGACCCCAUCUCCCUCGCCCCGCUCCCGCAGUCCUCAUCCGUCCUCGAAUCAGCCCAACGCUCAUUUCCCUGCAAGCACUGCCGCUACCGCUUUCACUGCUCCGCCUCCAAAGCAACCCGCUCUUCCCCUUGAGUCGCAAUCCCCGCAUCUCACCAUUCCUUCCACCACUUUGCACCGCUCUGCAUCCAUUGGGCAACGAGUCGCCCGCAUGCCGUCCAGAACCCCGUCUCCCUCGCCUCGCUCCUGCAGUCCUCAUCCGGCCAGCCCGCGUGAGUCCACCCUUCCAAAGCACAGCCACGCGUCAAAUCACUCAAAAGCCUUCACCUCCACCUCCUCUGGCCGCCGCUCCUUCACUCACCAAUCCUCCGCGAGCCCCAAAUUUUCCCGCCAGCGGUCGUCCUUCUCCCCUCGCCCAUCUUCCCCUCCUCCUGCUCGCGCUGCCUCUGUAUCCCAGCCAUCUCCUGCCCCCGCUGCCGCUGCCACCGCUGCUGCUGCUGCUGCUGCUCCGUCUCUUGCAUGUGGUGGUUCGCUGGGCAGUGCAGGGUCUGCGUCAAUGCGGAAUCUGUACAGCAUGGCGUGGGCCAGUGGCGUGUGCAGCUGGGACGAGAUGGAGGGCGACGUGGACCUCGGCCUUGGCCUGGUUGACGCUGGCGCGACGGAGGGUGGCAAUGAUGCCGGCAGCAGUGCUAGGAGUGGUGCGGCCUGUGGUUCUGUUGAUGGCGCUACUGCUCCUGCGGCUACUGCUGCUGAAGCUGGUGAUGGGAAGAUUGUGCACGGAGACAAGGAUGGGGAGGAAGGGAGUGAGGCGGAGGAGGGGGAGAUCGAGGAUGAGGAGAAUGCCACAGACAGGAGCAAAGUCUGCGCAGCGUUCUUUAUGGGGCACAUGCAGCUAGCAGAGCAGGAGAGGAGCAGCCGCGGAGCAGCAGCAGAAGCAGCGGGGUUGCCGCUUGCAGAUUCCAGAACGAAUCAGCAGCUGUCGGUGAUACCACUGCCACCCCUGCCGGCGCUGCCGCCAACGCCACCACUGCCGCCGGCAGCACAGGUGGCAGCAAGAGCAAAACAAGAGCUUCCGUCAGGAGCAACAGCCAGCUCGGUUCCUCGUUUGCCUGCAACACCACCGCUGCCACCAUUGCCACCACAGCCGCCACUGCCGCCGCCACAGCCAAAGCCACAGUUAUCAGUGCACGCACCACUGGCGCCACGUGCACCAGUACCACCACCCAACAUGAUGCCUCUGCUGCCACCGCUGCCGCCACUUCCCCCCGACCCCCCACCACGAUCAGCAACACCACCGCUACCACGAUCAACCACACCACCGUUACCACAAUCAACCACACCACCGUUACCUCAGGAGCUUGCAGCAUCAGGUGGUGCAGUGGCAACAGGAAGCGGUGGCGGUAGAUUGUCCCCUUUCUCCUCUGCGCUUCCAGCAGCAGCCCCACCGCCCUUUCCCCCCGAUGCAGCGACUUUGAUGGCAGCACUGGAGCAGCUCCUUGCAGCUGCUGGGGCACAGGGGUCAAACGCGCAUCUGCUCAAUGCCACAGCAGCAGCAGCAGCAGGUGGCACAGCAGCGUCUGUGUUACCUGCACAGCCAGUCGCAGAUGCAGCUAAAGCAGCAGGAGCGGGAUCAGGGGUAGGAGCAGUGGAGGCAGCGACAGCAGGAGCAGCAGAAGCAGUGCGGUAUUCGUACAAUCCAUUUGCUGGUGAUGAGGUUGACCCCCCAGCCCCAGCCACCACCAGUGAAGCUGCAGCUCCCACCUCCUCUCUCCCACCACCUGCCCACUCGUCGCUCUAUUCUUCCCUCCAACAGGCUCUCGAGUCCAAUCCUGACUUGCUCUCAUACCUCGCCUCUCUGCACCACUCUGCAUCCCUGGGUUCCACGACAGCAGGGGAGGGUGUAACACCUUCCCAUGCUACGCACCAGCAGCAGCCGGUGUGGUUGCAGCAUUCUUCGCCACCACCUCCCAGUAACACACCUCCUGUUCCUAACACGAGCUCGCUUGAUGUGCAUGUCCCCCCAUCCAUACACGCAACGCGGCCCGCUCACCCAUCGCCAACAUUCGCACACAUGCCACAACCCCCUCUGCUUGCUACACAGGCAGCAGCUGCUACCGGUACCUCCCAUGCUGCUGCAGCAGCUGCUGCUGCUGCUGGUGGUGCUAAUUCUGCUGCAUUUGCUGCAACGGUAGAAGCAACAAGCGCAACGGCAGGGGCCUCUGCUGCUAGUGCAGGGGCAGCAGAGGCAUCCAAGGACAAGGACAAGGACAUGGUGCGGCAACGAGAUCCGCGCAAGCGCAUGCGCUCCGCCCCAGACACAGACGCCACUGGCGGAUCUGCCGCUGCUGCCGCUGGUUCUGCUGCUGUUGUUGCUGAUCAGGGGAGGCAGGGGCAGGACGGGCAGAGCAGUGGCAAGCAGGAAGGAGGAGUGUGGGAGGAUGUGGUGGAGGUGGGAGGGGGCAAGAGACAGCGCAUGGUGCUUGAUGCUGGCGGUGCGAGUGAUGCUGAUGAUGUGGUCGUGAGUGUGAAGGAAGAGUGGGAGGCAGCAAGGGGUAGCGGCAGCGACGCAAGGAGAGAAGGGGCGAGAGAAGCAGCAGCGCGUGGUGCAGUGCGUGCAGAGGAGCAAGCACGUGCAUUGGUGCCGCAUGGAGAGGAGAGUUUGGCGUGCGAGGGGAUUGUGGCGACAGCAGGGGAAGUGCGGGGCGAGGAGGGCAGGGCCGCAGCAGGAGGUGCUGGGGGGCAGGUGGUGGGGCGGAGGAGAGUCGGGGAUCCAAGGGUUUUCGGCAUGCAGUCACAACCAGGGCCCGCUUCAGUGGAAAACGAGGAGUGGGCGAAAAUGGGGGCGGAAGGGGCGCCUGAGCAGCAAGUCUCAGACACACGGUGGGAUGCUAGCUCACGUGAGUGCGCUGCUGCCACCGCUCCUUCUGCGGCUGCUGCUGCUGCUGCUUUUGAGGCAGUGCCGACUGCAACUGCUGCUGCUGCUGAGGUGCGGGGUGUGGAGGGCGAAGGGCAAGGGACCGAUGGGCGCAGAGGUAAUGCAUUCGCAGGGCAGCAUGGUGGGGUGGUGGAGGAAUGGUUUAGCGAUGGGGAGGACGAGGAGGAAGAAGAGGACACUGGUGUUGGCAGCAAAGUGGAGGCAGCAGCAGAAGGGGCGGGUGCGGCAGCAGGCAGGAUGGGGGGCUGCAAAGAUGGUGCAGGUGCAGCGGAGCAGGGAGGGGAGGUGACGGGGAUAGCAGCGGAGAGGCUCCGGCGCAUGGCGGAGACAGAGAGCAUGCUGGCUGCUGGCAAGCUGUGCCUCGUGCUGGACCUCGACCACACGCUCCUCAACUCCGCCAAGUUCUCUGAGAUCGGCCCCGAGUGGGAGGAGCAGCUGCGCCACAUGGAGGCGCGGGACAAGCAGCACAGCAAGCAGCAGCAGCAGCAGCAGCAGCAGCAGCAGCAGGCGCAGGAGCAGGGGGGCGGGGAAGGCAGUGCAGGUGGCGGGCGGGAGCUGUACCGGUUUCCGCACAUGGGCAUGUGGACCAAGCUGCGGCCUGGCGUGCGCACCUUCCUCCACCGCGUGCGUGCCGUGGCAGCGCUGUUUGAGCUGCACGUGUACACGAUGGGCAACCGCUGGUACGCGUCGGAGAUGGCGCGCAUCCUGGACCCCCACGGCACGCUCUUCCACUCCCGCAUCAUCGCCAAGGGCCUGCAGGCCCCCGCCACCCUCUCCUCCUCCUCCUCCCCCGCUGCCGCUGCCGCUGCUGCUGCUGCCGCCGCCGCCGCCGCCACCGCAACUGCGUCUGCAGCUGCGGGGGAUGCGGCGGGGGCAGGGGCAGGAGGAGGGGCAGGGGCGGGGGGAGGGGGCCAGGGGGUGGUGGUGCGGAGCAAGGAUCUGGAGGGCGUGUUGGGGAUGGAGUCCAGUGUGCUCAUCGUGGAUGACUCCUCCUCCGUCUGGCCUCACCAUGCCCGCAACCUCAUCCUCGUUGAACGGUACACGUACUUCCCGCACAGCAGGCGCAGCAUGGGGCUGCCGGGGCCAGCGCUGAUGGAAGUGGGGCAUGACGAGAGGGCCGCCGAUGGCAUGCUCGCCUCCAUCCUCACUGUGUUGGAGCGAAUACACGGGUCGUUCUUCGCGAGUAGGCAGCGGGGCAUGCAGCAGCAGCACCUGGACGUGCGCAGCAUACUGGCGGAGCAGCAGCGCCGUGUGCUCGCCGGCUGCUGCAUCGUCUUCUCCCGCAUCUUUCCGGUGGGAGAGGCCAAUGCGCGGGCGCACCCGUUGUGGCGCCUGGCGGAGCAGUUCGGAGCCGUGUGCACGCUCACUCUCUGCGAUGCCGUCACACAUGUUGUCGCACUUGCACUCGGUACAGAUAAGGUGACGUGGGCCCUUAACUCCGGCCGGCACGUGGUGCGCCCAGGAUGGCUGGAGGCGUCAGCAGUGCUGUACCACAGGGCCAAGGAGCACGACUUCCGCCUCACACCCUAA